This is a messenger RNA of Paracoccidioides brasiliensis Pb18, 618 nucleotides long. RefSeq lists its product as uncharacterized. The record is from RefSeq and is a predicted model, not a curated record. The transcript has 4 exons. Bases 1 to 618 code for a protein of 205 amino acids.
AUGGCUCUCUACGUCAUUUACAUCUUUCUUGCGGAUCAUAUCUUCCUGACGGCGCUUCCCUACGAAGCAUUCUCACCAACAAGCUCCGCAGCUCCGCUUUUGCGAUAUUUGACCCUGAGCCGGCUUACAUAUAACGUAAAGGCCAACCCCAUUGAACGAUGUGCCGCUGGUCCACAGUCCUAUAUUCCUGUAGACACCGCUCUGUGCCCGUCCGUGUGGAGGAUGAAAGUUGCGAAUGCAGUCCACACUGUCCAUACGAUGACACAGCUUCAGAUUUCCCAGUCUCCUAUCAGUGUUGUCUUUGCAAUCCAUGGAAUGGGCCAUCCAUUGACGCAACGGCAGCGAAGCCAGUCCCAACCAGAAGACGGAGAAGGAUUCCAAGAGGAAAGCGAACCAUUAGACGAGGCACGGAAAACUCCCGUAAAAACACUACCAAACCGGAAACAAGCCCCAAUACCACCGAUGACAAUGGAAAUUGUGGGAGUUCCAAGGAGAAUGAUCCAGUACGGAGAGGAGAAGGACGGCGGCGGCGGCGACGGUGUCAACGAUGUCGACGACGAUCUCGAAAAACCGAGCUGGGCAGUUUUCGACGAAGGGGAAAUAAAUUUUAUUGACUGA